CCCGCCCCGCGGCGGGGCCUGGCGGCGGUUUUCAGCCGGGCGGCGGCCGGCCGCUCGUACUCGGCGGUCCGUGCGCGGCGGGCCAUGCCGUGCGGGCAGGCGUGCAGCGGCGCCGUCCCUGCGCUCUACGUGGUGGGGGUGGACGUGGGCAGCACGGCGGUGAAGUGUCACGUCUAUGACCAGGCGGCCGCCGUCAGAGGCUCUAGCUGCAGGAAGGUGGAGUCGCUGUAUCCCCGUCCCGGAUGGGUCGAACUGGAUCCCGAAGUUCUGUGGAGUCAGUUUGUCGGCGUCGUAAAAGAGGCUGUGCAAGCUGCAGGACUUCACAUGAGGCAAAUUGCUGCUCUAGGCAUCUCAACACAAAGGUCCACUUUCAUCACAUGGCACAAGAGGACAGGGAAGCCUUUUCAUAAUUUCAUAAGCUGGCAAGACUUAAGAAGUGCUGAGCUUGUGAAUUCCUGGAAUAGGUCCCUUCUGCUGAAGGUAAUCCAUGUUAUUUUUACAGUGCUUCAUUUCUUUACUGGAAAUGAUCGAUAUUUGGCUCCAAGUUUUCUUACUUUUUCUACACACCAGACUUCUAUGAAGUUGUCAUGGGUUUUUAAAAACAUACCUGAGGCUGAUGAAGCUGCCAAAAAGAAUAACUGCUGCUUUGGAACAGUGGACACGUGGUUACUGUAUAGAUUGACUAAAGGUUCUGUAUUUGCUACGGAUUACUCAAAUGCCAGUUCUACAGGUGUUUUUGAACCCUUUACGAAAUGUUGGAACCCCACUUUGUGUAAUUUACUUUCCAUUCCAAUGUCUAUUUAUCCUCCAGUGAAAGACACAAGCUUCAAUUUUGGAUCGGCUGACUCUGAAAUAUUUGGGGUACCUAUUCCAAUAAUGGCAUUGGUAGCUGACCAGCAGUCAGCAAUGUUUGGAGAAUGCUGCUUUCACCCAGGAGAUGUUAAACUUACCAUGGGAACAGGUGGUUUCUGGAAUGUUAAUACAGGAAGGAAUCUCUUUGCGUCACACAGGGGUCUGUAUCCACUGAUUGGUUGGAAGAUUGGGGAAGAAGUUGUUUACUUAACUGAAGGCUCGAUGUCAAACAUUGGCACUACCAUAAAAUGGGCUCAGGAUAUAAAUCUUUUCACCAAUGUAGAUGAAACAGCAAAAAUGGCACGGAGUGUUGUUGAUUCUCAAGGCGUUUGUUUUGUUCCAGGUUUUCAGAUUUCUGCAAAUGACCCAUAUUUAUGUGCCUCUUUCAUGGGGCUGAAACCUACUACUACCAGAAACCACCUUGUACGAGCUAUCCUGGAAUCUGUAGCUUUCAGAAACAAACAGCUUUUUGAUAUCAUUGUGAAGAAGGUAUGCAUUCCUCUUGGAACUGUUCGAGCUGAUGGAGGUGUCAGUAAUAACAGUUUUGUCAUGCAGAUGACUUCAGAUUUGAUUAAUAAGAAAAUAGAAAAGCCUUCAAAUACAGAUAUGUCUAGUCUUGGUGCAGCUUUUCUAGCAGGUCUUGCAUCAGGACUUUGGACUGACAAAGAACAGCUAAAGAAGCUGAGGCAAGUAGAAACAGUUUUUGAGCCCCAGAAGGACGUGGAGGAGUACAAACCUGCUAUGGACAUCUGGAUGCAAGCGGUGAAAUGCUCCUUGCACUGGUAGAAAUUGACAUUUUGGUGACAGAAGGAAGCAAACUUACAAGAUUCUGUAGUUAACGGAAUGGUAAAAAUUGUAACUGAAAUUUGCGAUCGUAUAUAAAAGUUAUAAGGCCCUUCGGUAACCUUCCUGCUGCUAGAUAACUUAACACUCCAGAAUGAACCUUCAUAUCAUCCUUACAACAGCUGUAGUCCAGAUGCAGCAUUUGUGUCCCUUCAGUGACCCCCCUUUGGGUGGCCCAACUGCUCAAAUCCCAACUGCUUGAACCCAUAUAUUAUAUAUUGGGAGUUUUUUCCUAUGAUGUGUUUUCCACUGAGGAACUCACCUCCCUCUGAUCUUUAAAAGCUCUGAUAUGUUAACCGUCAAGGAAUCUAAAAAGGGACGUAUGCUUCCCUAGGUAUUUCUAAGAAAAGUAAAAUAAUUAUGUGGGGGGGGAUGGGAAAUUGAUUAUGUACCAAGAUACUGUCUUGAUAGUAGCCUUUACCACUUUGAUUGACUUUGUAGGAAGCAUUUGGCCUAGCUGUGUGAUGACAUUUUUGUGGUGCCUCAGGAUUAGCAUGAAACUAAGAUGAAAAACAAAAGCAAAUAUGCUUUCAAAACUCCUUAAAAGAUGCUUCUUUCCAGGAUUUUUGUAUCUGAUGUUUUGUAGCUACAUUUUUAAAAUUUUAUGAAGGCAAAAACUGCAUUAUAUGGCACGAUUAUCAUGAAUGUUAGCAUACCUGUAACUACAUUUAACUUGUAAAAGUCUGUAACAUUAGUAUUUUCAAGCCCAUCACUACAUCCUCUUAUUACUUGGAAAAACAGGGUUGAAUGUCUAUUUUUGAAGUUAAUACUUUUAUAUUUUUAAAAUAAACUGUAACUGAAGAAACAUGUAAUUAA
Molecule: messenger RNA, 2511 nt
Organism: Numida meleagris (helmeted guineafowl)
Lineage: Eukaryota; Metazoa; Chordata; Aves; Galliformes; Numididae
Gene: GK5
Product: glycerol kinase 5 (putative)
Exons: 16
Coding region: 85-1638 (517 amino acids)
Biological process (GO): glycerol-3-phosphate biosynthetic process; triglyceride metabolic process; glycerol metabolic process
Cellular component (GO): mitochondrion
Molecular function (GO): glycerol kinase activity
Source: RefSeq, a predicted model, not a curated record